Hyalella azteca is the source of this 3282-nucleotide messenger RNA. RefSeq names its product protein unzipped. The transcript is spliced from 2 exons. The record is from RefSeq and is a predicted model, not a curated record. Bases 497 to 1774 code for a protein of 425 amino acids. NCBI's taxonomy places the organism in Eukaryota, Metazoa, Arthropoda, Malacostraca, Amphipoda, Hyalellidae.
UGCCGUGGAGGAAGGUUGGCGUUCUCAGCUGCGCAUCCUGAUCGUGCUCCUCGGAACAGACUCUUCAGAGCUCGCUCGAGUUUAACUAACUUGUUGACGGACUGGAUAAAGUUUCUCUGGGUUUCAUGCCAAUCCUUUUCCCAACCACGAGCCCGGCGUAAUGAAAUUUGCGCAGCUUUGUUAGGAUUUUUUUGUGAAAAGAAGAAACGGUUGUUGUGGCUGGAAAUAACAAACUGCCUGGCACGGAAUUGGUGAAAGCAUAUUCCUUAUCAUAUAACAUUAUUAUUUUAAUAAACAUUCAGCGUCUGACUUGCAUGUAUUCUGCCAAGAGAGUCCCAUUUAUAGACAGCACAAAUAUACCGGGUGGGAAUAACGACCUAAAUCUAGUAAAGAGUGGUUACUGACUGGCAAGCCCACGUAAAAUUUCCUUCAAAAUAAGCAGCUUAGAAGACGUGUUGACUGCAAGAAGCGCAUCCGUAAACUGCGAGCACAAACAAUGACUAAACAAUCGCUGAGACUGCUGGUGGUGACGUGUGUUGUGGUGAGCUGGGCAGCGGCAACAGAGCUGGCGCGGGUGCGGCAGAAGGGAGGAGUGCACGUGACGUCCUCUACCCUCAAGUGGGUCAUGGGCAUGGGACGACGACUGCCUCCACACUCUGUACCCGUGGUCGAGGAAGACCCCAGCACAGUCUGGUGCAGGGUGAAGCAGCACAGCACUUACACUGCAGGGGCUCUGCACAAAGGCGUGUGCACUGUGCCUUUCAUCAACGCGGUUCAUACUUUCGAUCAAGACUUCGAGGUGCUGGUAUCGCUGAAUGGCUCAUCUCGCGUGCUCCGGAAGCCCUGGGACAAGUACCAAGCACCGCCACCGAAUGCCGUGGCCGCGGAGCACCACUGUCUGCUGGCCCUGUUCAUGGCCGAGGAUGGUACGGCCCACGCCGGAUACCUGGAGCCUAGGGAACGGAGAGCUUACAUAGUACGGGGAACUAAGGUCGUCAAAGAAGAAUCCGCAUCCAUCUUGGUGGAAGAUGAGCCUUUGCGAUAUGAUCUCCGGGACAUUAAACUUGAUGGCCUCAGGACCGAGGUGAGCCCUGAUGAAGUCGAGCUCACGUCCGUGACGUUGCUCAAUCCAGGGUCCACGCAUCAGAGGAUAGUUGAACCCGCGACAGUAACAGUGAGGCAUCUGGUUUACUGGGGCCGCGUGAAGGGUACUUUGGCUGGUCGCAACGCCCUCGUGAUCUCUCCUGACGGCGAGCAGCGCCACCUGGUGUGGGGUGAUCAGAAUGAGCUGGACCGAGCGCACCAGCUCUUGCUGGAGGCUGACCUACCACCAGGAACAGGAUCAAACGCCAGGGUGUUGGCCACAAUCCGCAAAACCGAGGCACCCUACACCGGCAAACUUACAUCCAUUUACGCGGAUGGCGGUCGAUUAGCGCGAACGAUCCAAGGCUUACACAUGGACCAGAGACUCAUCGAACUAAGAGCCGUCUACUCCCCGCCCUUCUACCUGCACAACAAAACCGAGCUCGACGUCCCAGGACUUUCUCGCAUCCUCUACCAGUCCACAACAACGACCAGCACUACUACCACUACAACUUCAACUACAACCACUACAGAAACACCAAAAACGAAAACAGCAAGUUUUCCUGAGAAGCCUCAGAGCGAUUCACUGAGUCUAGGAGUCGUCACUUUAUUUUCAGGAACAGUUCCUGCUACAGCUCCCAUGCAAGUCUAUUUCUUGCUCUCCUCUGCGUUGCUCUUUUUCCUUCUUUAAUAAUGUUUGGAAAUUCGUCACGGGCAGACAUCCAGUGAUCAUGUACCUGUUUCUGAGAUCAAUACUGGGAAAUCUGAAAAUAUUCAUAUCAAUUUUGAGUAAUUGUAUUAAAAGACUAAUAAACAUAUCAGACGAUCUUAUUGAUAAGUUUCAUAGCUUGAGUUGGAUUGUGGGAACGCUUAGGUUUGGAAUCAAUAAAAUUUGUUGAAAUGUUUGACCAAAGUUCAUCAUGUACCAGGAUUUAAUCAUUAAAAUUAUUUGCCUGCUUCCUCCAAAAAAAUCUCCGAUAAUGCAUAAAGGACCUGCAUAAGUCAGACGCCUUUUCCAAUUUGAAAAUAACCAUGAAUGAUGGCUCCAUUUUAUUCUUAAUCUUAUAAAUGAGACAUUAUGCUUUCUAGCUAUUCUGUAUCAUUAAAAUGGUAUCUUUAGACCUGAACCAUAUCACGAGGUUGUGUGUAAAGCUAGUCUUAGUGUCGAACGAUAACUUUUCUACGCCUAGAUCGUAAUUUUCAUCGGUGUACUUGGGCUUUAUUAUUAAAUAACAUACGGUCUAAUUAAGUUUAUAAUUAAAUAUUAGGACUUACGCGUAAGAUUAAUGAAUAUUAUCAUCUGACAGGAAACAUUCUAGAGAACGUUAUUUAUGUCUUCAUGCUACUAUAUUUAUUCAAGACUUACUAGAUAACUCGACAUUUUAAAUCAUCAAUAAUCGAUCAUCAUCGAUCACGUAAUUCGCCCUCAAACUGUAGGUAGUAACCUAACAUGAUUAAAACAUACUUCAAAAGCGAUAAUCACUUGUUAAUCUAUUAGCAAGAACUUUAUUUCAUUUGAUUAGUAAAAAAUUCAAUAUAAUCCAACUAUAACGUCUUUAAACAAAUAUCCUCUUGAAAUAGCUCUUCAACAUUCUAGUAAAUCUAAACUGAUUACCUUAAAGCUCCUCGUUAGUUGGAUAAAAUAUACAUGAAUUAACUGCAGUUGAUAACCUAUCCUGAACCCGGUAAAUGUCAUUGUAUUCUGAAUUGUUUAAUGUCAUUAUUAAAAACACAUGAUAUUCAGAGGCAGAUCUUAUCUUUUAGAUUACACGGUUAUAGGGUUCGAAUUGCGUGUUUUAAUCACGCGAUUUAUUGCGUAUUUCGUGUUCUACAGCAAAAAUAAAUGUGGAAAAGCGCCUGCUAGUUUCCCGUAGCCUACUCGGCAGAAACAGUGCGCGAAUUCAACUUUUUCGUGGCGCUCGCAAUGCCAUCAAACGCAUGCAAACGACCUUGUGAAGUUCCGCGAGGAAACCCGUCAAGUUUUUAAAUGAAAUGGAACGAGCUUUUACCGCCGACUGUACGGCACUGCAAGAACUUAAAUACUGAGGUAGGGAAUCAUUUCAGUGUAUUCGGUUACUGCUGGCAAACAGGGUGUGGAUGAUAUGUUCUUGGAAAUAAUGAUUCAAAUUAAUUUACUUGUGAUGUGUUUCGAAGUUUCGAAGAAUAUUCAAGAAAUAUGUGAUUUUAUAUUAUACAUAU